AGAGUAAAAGUCACGUUGGAAGGAAGAGGGGAGAGAGAUAUCUGCUUACAGCUGCUGUCAGAUAUCCGAUCGGGUUCGCAUGGCGAGGAGGUAACCUGAUCGAGCGGGGAGGAGUGACUUUGCCAGGGAAGGCUCGAACAAAAAAAAUGUCUUCUUCUUCUGCCGGAGAGGUCACGGCAGUGAAUGACAUUAAGAGGGAAAAUGUGAAGGAGGUGGAUACGCGGGAGAGCAUCAAGCUGGUGGCGCUGGACGCGGCGGAGUUGUCCAUGGAGCGCACGGCUCCCAACGCCGACGCGGUGCGCACGGAGCUGCUGGUGAGCGCCGCUUCCUCCCUGGCUUUCUCCCCGGAGCAAGUGGCGUGCGUGUGCGAGGCGCUGCAGCAGGGGGGCAACGUGGAGCGGCUGGCGAGGUUCCUGUGGUCCUUACCCCAGAGCGAUCUGCUCCGCGGCAACGAAAGCAUCCUGAAAGCCCAAGCCCUCGUUGCCUUCCACCAGGCUCGCUACCAGGAGCUCUACAGUAUUUUGGAGAACCACAGUUUUAGUCCGUCCAACCACACCUUUCUACAGGAACUGUGGUACAAGGCCCGGUACACGGAGGCGGAGAAGGCGCGUGGGAGACCCCUGGGCGCCGUGGAUAAGUACCGGAUCCGGAGAAAAUACCCUCUCCCCAGGACUAUCUGGGACGGCGAGGAGACGGUUUAUUGUUUCAAGGAGAGGUCGCGGAACGCGCUGAAGGAUCUCUAUAACCAGAACAGGUACCCGUCUCCAGCCGAGAAACGGAAUCUGGCCAAGAUAACCGGACUCUCCUUGACCCAGGUCAGCAACUGGUUCAAAAACAGGCGGCAGAGAGACAGAAACCCGUCGGAAGCGCAGUCCAAAAGUGAGUCUGACGGAAACCACAGCACAGAGGAUGAGUCCAGUAAGGGACAGGAGGAGCUGUCCCCUCGUCCUCUCUCUAACUCCUCAGACGGAGUGAUAACCCACGGCAGCCUCCCAGCUCAGACAGGACCUCUGGACGGCGGGGUCGUCAUCCAGCAGAUUGGUGACAUCAAGAUGUCCACAGGAUCCAGCGGCGGCGGCGUCUACAACGGCAGCCUGGCAGCCACUAAUACCUCCUCCGCCAUGUUUCACAAUGGCGGCUCGUCCUACCUUCACUCACCUGGAAACAUCCUCUUCAACGGGCUCAAUCUGGGCAUCCAGCCUCUGGCGUUCAACCCUCUGAGGCCGCCCGGCGGGGUCCUGCUGGGGGGCUCUGGGGGGGACAUGCACAUGCAGACGGGCCAGGAGAAGGGACUGGGCGGUGCCGAGGAGUCCAUCUUGCAGUACUCCUCCUACUCAGGCUGUGUGAACGGGUCGGAGGUGAAGCUGGAGGGGGUUCACACCAUGGCGGCCCAGAACGGAGGCUCAUCAGUCCUCACCUUCAGCUCGCCGUCUGGAGCUCUGCAGCUCGGCGGCUACAGUCUGGUCCAGGUACCGAGCGGAGUCCCCGACAACGAUGGCAGCUCGUUGCUUAACAGCGACGUCGGUCUUCCUCCUCUACAGCUGCCGUCUGCUUCAUCUUCCUCAACAAUCACACAACAGGGCAACAUGUCUCUGACCAACUCAGCAGUGAGCUCCUCGAGUGAAGAGUCAUUCCAGGCCCAGGACAAGCUGACGAUGACAUCUCUGCACCACAACACCGUCCUCUACAGCAUGAGCAGCCAGGCGGCCAUCAAGAAGGAGCCUCUGGAUGGGGGCAUCUACUCCUCGUACCACGCCGGGCUCCACCUGGACGCCAGCGGUCAGAUCAGCUACGCCGGCGCCGACUCGGGGCGGAUCUCCUCCAGCCACGGCGCCACCGCCACCACCGACGCCGCCGCCGUCAGCUCGUCCAGCUCCGAGGCGGAGGUCUACACCACCCUCACCAACAGCACGCCUCUGAUCGGGCAGACGGAGCCGGACAGCCAUCACCACCUGCAGCCGACGGAGUACCUCGGCGCCCACGAGGUGCACCGAGGCACCCCGUCCUCGCACCUGAUGGGCCCCGGCAUGAACGCGGACUACAUGAGCCUUUCAGAGAGCAAGGCGGACGGCUCAGGGCCCGGGGGGAUGAACGAGAUGGUGCGGGCCAUGUGCGGGGAGCUGGAGGCUGCAGAGGGGAAGGAGCUAGCCAAACUACAGACUGUGCAGAUGGACGAGGACAUGUCAGACCUUUAACCUCAGACUUUGAAGCACUCACACUCACCUGAGCAGUCCUAUGAUGAAUCUUUUUACUCCUCGGCGUGUCUGUGUGCGCGUGUGUGUGUGUGCGUGUGUGUGUGUGUGAGUUUUUAAGCAUUGAUCUCCUUUAAAUUAUUUGCUUUUAUUUGACUUUUAAGGUGCACUCUAGUCAGAAAGGAGCCGUGUAGACGGUCUGCUUCGGGUCAUUGUGAAAAUUUAAAAACAAAAAGACAUUUUUUU
Fundulus heteroclitus (mummichog) is the source of this 2438-nucleotide messenger RNA. RefSeq names its product SIX homeobox 4a. Gene Ontology annotation, molecular function: RNA polymerase II cis-regulatory region sequence-specific DNA binding; DNA-binding transcription factor activity, RNA polymerase II-specific. The record is from RefSeq and is a predicted model, not a curated record. NCBI's taxonomy places the organism in Eukaryota, Metazoa, Chordata, Actinopteri, Cyprinodontiformes, Fundulidae. Gene Ontology annotation, cellular component: transcription regulator complex; nucleus. Gene Ontology annotation, biological process: regulation of transcription by RNA polymerase II.